AUGCUCAUCAAGGAAUCUCACGUCGACGUGCCCACGUCUGCCAAUGGCAAGGACAGCUCAAUGCGUAUGCCCCUCCUCGCUGAUGACACACUUGACCUCGUUAUCUGCUCACACCAUGACUUACAACAGGCAUUUUUGUAUACCAUCCGACCAUUGCCGGCUACCCAAAGGCGCGCUUUCCCGCAGUCUGCGUCUUCAGCGAAAUUUAUCAAGGCAUGCCACCAUCACCACCACCGAUUCUACUCCAAAGCUGACACAAGCCACAGUUACGGGACCCGUCGCACGCUUUGCACGCCAAAUAGCCGGUCAAGGCUACAUCGUUGCCGCACCAUCUUCAUACCACGACUUUGUUGGGCCGGAGCCGUUAAAACUCUUGAAUCUUAUGAUGCCGAUUCUCAUGCGACGGUCGACUAUCUGCUCUCCCUCCCAACUUGCACUGGCCUGAUUGGGUCUACGGGCAUGUGCCUUGGCGGCCAUCUCGCCGUUCGAGCGGCCCUUGAUCCCCGCAUCACCGCCUGCGUAUCCUACUUUGCCACGGAUAUCCAUUGCCGCACACUUGGGCCCUACACUGAGGCCAACUCGUCGUCUUCCGCCCCCGCCAACUCGAAUCACACUGUUGAUCUCUUUUCCAAACUCAAGGGAGAAUUAUCCAUGAUCUUUGGUAUCAAGGAUACCCACGUCCCCGACCAAGGUCGCGACUUGAUCCGCGCUAAACUCCGCGAGGCAGACUGUGUCUUUAGCUUUCACGAAUUCGCAUGGGCACAACACGCCUUCAUCCGAGAUGAGCUGAGCAAGGGGCGGUAUGACCCGGCGGUUACAAAAAUUUGCUUCGAGAUUUUGCUGGAGCUGUUUGGGCGGGUAUUGAAGACGGACUUGGGUGAGAGGGAUGGAACCGUUGCGCCACCAGAGCAUGUUUGCUAG
This is a messenger RNA of Pochonia chlamydosporia 170, 921 nucleotides long. RefSeq names its product dienelactone hydrolase family protein. The transcript is spliced from 4 exons. Gene Ontology annotation, molecular function: hydrolase activity. The coding region runs from base 1 to 921 and encodes 306 amino acids. Lineage: Eukaryota; Fungi; Ascomycota; Sordariomycetes; Hypocreales; Clavicipitaceae. The record is from RefSeq and is a predicted model, not a curated record.